Messenger RNA from Lacerta agilis (Sand lizard), 2685 nucleotides. RefSeq names its product endo-beta-N-acetylglucosaminidase (gene ENGASE). Gene Ontology annotation, biological process: protein deglycosylation. The record is from RefSeq and is a predicted model, not a curated record. The transcript has 14 exons. Lineage: Eukaryota; Metazoa; Chordata; Lepidosauria; Squamata; Lacertidae. Gene Ontology annotation, cellular component: cytoplasm. Gene Ontology annotation, molecular function: mannosyl-glycoprotein endo-beta-N-acetylglucosaminidase activity. The coding region runs from base 67 to 2430 and encodes 787 amino acids.
CCCUGGCCUUCCUCCCCCCGCGGAUGCGCUGCCUCCUCCCGUUCCGCAGACGGGGCUGCCCGCCCGAUGCCGGGGCUGCCCGGGCGCCUGGUGGCAGGGAGUUGCAGCGGCUGGAACUGCUGCGGGGAUUGGCCGGAUCCCGGCCGCCCUCUACCUCCAUGUGACGGGGGACGUAGGAGGAAGGCGCAAAUAGAGAGAGAGAGAGACAGAGAAGGAGAUGGAGGGAAGGGAGCAGGACGGAGGAGGGAGGAGAGGAGCCAAGCGAGCCGACGACGAGAGCCAUGGAGGUCCAGAAGAGCCGGGGCCGGCCAAGGGGCGCUUCAGGCCCGGGCUGGGCUUGCAGUUGGAUAUGGAGAGCCAAAGAACAUCCGUUCUCCACCGGGUGGUCAAUUUCGCCCCCAGUCCUCUCCCUGGCAGUACGACACAAAGACCACUGAGCCAAUCAGCUUCUACCUCUCUGGCUUGGAAGAGCUGCUUGCCUGGAAGCCCACCAGUGACGAUACUUUCAAUGUGUCCACAGAGCCGCUGGCCAAACACGAGCCUCCUCUCAACAGCCGUAGGCCCCGCACGCUGGUGUGCCACGAUAUGAAGGGAGGUUACCUGGAAGACAGGUUCAUCCAAGGCGCAUUGGUGGAUGACCCCUUUGUGUUCUACCACUGGCGCUACAUUGACAUAUUUGUUUACUUCAGUCACCACAAUGUUACCAUCCCACCUGUGGUCUGGACUAAUGCUGCUCACCGCAAUGGAGUCCUCAUGCUAGGGACCUUCAUCACAGAGUGGGGAGACGGUGCAAAGAUGUGCGAGUCCUUCUUGGCAAGCGAGGAAGCAUACCACGCCGUGGCUAAUCAGCUGGCUGCGAUUGCGCAGUUCUAUCGUUUUGAUGGCUGGCUGGUCAACAUUGAGAACUCUCUGAGUGUGUCAGCAGCGCGUAACAUGCCCCACUUCUUGCGCUAUCUGACGGCCCAGGUGCACAGAGCUGUGCCGGGAGGGCAGGUGGUGUGGUAUGACAGUGUCCUGCAGAACGGGGAGCUCAAGUGGCAGAAUGAGCUGAACGAGAAGAACCGGGUUUACUUUGAUGCCUGUGACGGGUUCUUCACCAACUACAACUGGACGGAGGAGUACCUGCUGCGUACGCGAGAGAUGGCCGACGACCGCCGGGCGGACAUCUACGUGGGCGUGGACGUGUUUGGCCGUGGCGUUGUGGUGAGCAGCGGCUUUGACACAAACAAGUCCCUGCGCAUGAUUCGGGAGCAGGGCCUCUCGGUGGCCAUUUUUGCACCUGGCUGGGUAUAUGAGCACUUAGGCCCGACCAACUUUCUGAACAACGAGGACAAAUUCUGGGCCCUGCUCUCCGAUCUGCUGCCCACUCACAGCGUUGGCUCCCUCCCCUUCAGCACCUCUUUCUGCCUUGGGAUGGGGAAGAGGCACUUCCGCAAUGGGCAGGAGAGUAGGACGGAGCCCUGGUACAACCUGAGCGCUCAGGAGGUCCAGCCACUGUACGCCGAGCGCAGGAUGCCCCAUGGGGGCUGGCUGAGAACACGCUGCUGCCUGCAGGAUGCCUGGUGCGGGGGCAGCUCCCUGCUGCUGGAAGGGACCAUCCCGCCCAAUGCAGAUCACGUCACAGCCAGGCUGUUUUCCUUCCAGGUGCCAGCACCCCCCCGGCUGUUCCUGGUCUUAAUUUAUAAACACGAGGCCUCUUCCCAAGGCACGACCUUUGCACCGGUGUUCACCACGCGGCAGUCCAGUUCCUGCUUCUCCAGCGGCGAGUCGGGAGAACCAAGGAAGCACAAACCCUCCCUACUCCCCACACCUCCCCAUUACCUUGCCCAGCUGCUCAGGGGGGCUGGACGGCGUGGGGAACAUGACUGGCAAAGUCGAUGCUAUGAGCUGGAGCUCCAGAACUGCUUCCUGGACCAACUUUCAGUGACUGUAUCGCGUCGCCAGUCUGGCCAGAAUGAGGUGACCUUUGCAUGCCGCCUGGGCAGGAUCUGGGUGCUGGAUGCCACUGCUCUGCGCCCACUGCCAUCCGCUGAUGCUGCCAUCCCAGUGUCGCCUUUAGAAGUUGCCCAUGUCCGUUGGCAACGACCUUCAGCUGGAGAGCUCUCCCUCAGCCUCACUUUGCGCUGGACCUACCCUCCCAGCAAGGCCACCUGCUUCCGAGUUCACUACCGCAGGGGCUCGUGCGGCAGUGGUCCCGAACCUCAUCUGCUCCCAAUUGGGGUGGCGUAUGCCCCUCAGUACCGGGUGACUGAGCUGACCGUGCCUGGCGCCCUUUCUGAGUCUUCCUGCCGCUUGGAGUUCCUUGUGGAGCCGGUGCCCGACGAUGGGUUCCAGGUAGACGCUGCGAUGUGGGGGAAACUGGUCUUUGUGUACUCUGGUCCAAAGCUACCCAGUCCUGGCCCAGUGCCUGAAGGAACCUCUUCCAGUUGAUUUACAUUUGGAUCCUAGUGGACAAUGCCCUUCUCUGCUUCCUAGAUCUGUGCUAUUAGGCCCUUUUUAAAGAGGGAAGAAGGCUUUUUAUUGAAGGCACUGGCACUCGUGUGCUCGGGCAUCAGAAGCCCAACCACAGACAAUUCAGUAUCCAAAGAUAAUUUUUCAUUGGGGAAACCACUUUAGUGGAAUAGUUAUCAUGCACUAGAACAACAACAACAAAAUAUUUCAGGGAAGUACAUCCCAACAAAACAA